AUGGGCGCCGCUGUGGGCCUUGCGCUGGCGUCAGUCGUCUGGGCGCAGGAUGCCGGCGACGCUGCUUCCUGGAGCGCGCUGGGCAGGUCUUUGAGGCGGGAGCAACGGCCCGCGGAGGCGGAGGCGGCGCUGCGGCGCGCGCUGCAGCUGUCGCCGCAGGCGGAGGACGAGAACUUGCUGGGCCUCUUGCUCUUCGAGCAACAACGGCCUGAGGAGGCCGCGGAGAGCUUCCGUGCGGCCAUUGCCCGAAAUCCGGGCGACGCGCAGGUUUACAGCAACCUGGCGGUGGCUUUGUCGGAGCUGGGGCGCAGUGAGGAGGCCAUCGCCAGCUGCCGCCUCGGCCUGGCCAGGAGCAAAAGCGUCAAGGCCCAAAACUUCCUGGGGGAGCUGCUGUUGGGCAGCGGCCGCAUCGAGGAAGCGAUGCAGAUCUUCAGGGAGUCGUGGGCCAUGGCCCCGGCGGAGCCCGAGACGAAUCACCAGCUGGGCUCCGUGCUGAUGCUGCGCUCCGCCUUCGCGGAGGCUGUGCCACACCUGCUACAAGCCUUGCAGCACAGAGGCGAGGACAAGUCGCUCUGGAGCCUGCUGGGCUACGCCUACGAGCUGGACGACAAGGACGCCCAGGCCGAGACCCUCUUUAGGGCCAUGCUGAACACCUCGUUCAAGGAGGCGGCCCUCUGGCGCCUGAGCCGCCUGGCGCGGGUGCGGGGCGAGGGGGAGGCGGCGGAAAAGCUGCUGCGGGAGGUGCUGGAGCUGGGCUCCAAGGAGGCGCCCCGGUACCGCCGGGAGUUGGGCAGCGCGCUCUUCAUCCAAGGCCGGGAAGCGGAGGCGGAGGCGGAGUGGCUGGGCUCCUUGGAGGAGCUGCGCAAGGCGGGGCUGUCGCUGGUGCACUUCAACUCCAACUUCGAGUUUUCAGAGACGCGGUACCAGGAGGCACGCGCAGCUGAGGACGCGGCCUUUCGCCAUCACGUGGGGCAGGGCCCUUUGCUGGAGAUGCUGCGCGCGGUGCGGCGCCGGGAGAACACCAGCGACUGGCUUCUCACCUGGGCCCGCGAGAGCGCGGGGCGCUUCCGCGGCGCACGCCUGGUGAGCUAUGGCGUCACCUACUUCCAGGCCUGGCGCGAGGUCUGUGAGCAGGCACCAGUCCAGGCUGCCCUUUCGGCUGAUGCGCCCUCUGCAGUGGUGGUCGGUAGCGCGCUGGGUUACCAGUGCGCCUUCGCCUUGGCCCUGGGCUUCAGUCGCUGUGUCGGUUACGACCUCCUCUGCGACAGCAUGGUGGCCGAAUCUCAGAAGAUGGCCGAGGAGAGCGGCCUUUCUGAUCGGAUCCAGUUCCACUGCGGGGAUGCCAGCGCCGCUGGCGAGCUGCAGCAGGCCGCCCUGGUGUGGAUGAAUGACGACAGCUUCCCGCGCGAGUCCCUGCGGGCCCUGCGGGCGGCGGCUCGGAGCGCCGUGCUGGUCUCCUACCGCGCGCCUGAGAUCGAGGAGCCGCAUUGGCGCUGGGCAGCUGUCCUGAAGGCCAAAGUGUCCUGGAACGAAGAUCAGUUUCUGCACAUCCUGACGCCUGGCACGGAGAUGAGCGUACGGGGCACGUACGGAAAGGGAUAUGGUGGCUACGGCAAAGGCUGGGGCAAGGGCUACGGCUUUGACCCCUGGGGCAAGGGCAUGAUGAUGGGAGCCUACGGCGGGAUGAUGAUGCCACCAAUGUUCGGUCUCAAGGGCAAGGGCAAGGGCAAAGGCAAGAGCCCGCUGAAAGUCGUGUGGCAUCAAAGCAUCCUGCCCUCUCUGCCGCGCCACUUGCGCUCCGCAGAAGCUGCUGCCGCUGCUGCACUACGCCUCCGCAGAGAAGAAAACCAACCGCUGGACCCGGCCAAGAAGGUUUGGAUUGGAAACAUCCCAGAGGGAGCCACCUGGAAGGAGUUGCAGACGCUGGUGGAUGAGGUUGCCAAGAGCAAGUGGGUGGAGAUCUUCCGUGGCAAGGGCAAGGGCACUGCUGCGGUGGUGUACGCCACACCGGAGGAAGCUUCGGAGGCGGUCUCCAAGCUGAAUGGACUGUCCCUGGGCGGUCAGUCCAUUGUCGUGGACUCCUGGGAGAAAGGCACCAAGUAG
Molecule: messenger RNA, 2103 nt
Organism: Effrenium voratum
Lineage: Eukaryota; Dinophyceae; Suessiales; Symbiodiniaceae
Source: the annotation of a GenBank genome assembly